AUGGUUGAAGCUGAAGCAGAUCCUUUGGGAUUCGUGCUAGUUGGUGAGUCUUCUGAAUCUCUUGAUCUUAAUGAUAUUCUUCACCGAGUAUAUGUCUUGCAAAAGAAAAAGAAAGAAAGAGAAGUGUUGAUGUUGAAAUGGAAAGAUGAAGAAGAAGUAGAGGAAGAGACUUCGAAUUUUAUUCUUAUCGGUAAAGCUUCUUCAAUACCUUACAGCAUGAAAGAGAUUGUUCGCCAAAUCAAAGUUAAAGAAAGGCGAAGAGAAGCUAAGAUAGCUCGAGGAGAGAUUGUUGAUGAUGAUUCUGAUAUAGAAUUGUUUGGUGAUGAAGAAGAAGAUGAAGAUGAUAAUGAUGACGAUGAUGACAAGUCUGAUAAGAAUGAUGAUAAAGAUGACAAGAAGAAUGAUGAUGAUGAUGAUGAUCAGGGUGCUUCUUGGUUAUUGGUUGAGAAUCCUAAUGUUCAACAAAGGAUUGAAGAGUUGCUAAACGAUGAAAUCAAUGAGCAGGAGGAUGAUCUACAUCAUGAAGCCUCUACAUCUGAAUUGGGAUUGAAAGAUGGGAAAUUUAAAUUUGAUAUCGAAGAUGAGAUUCCUCGGUCACCAGCAAAGGAGUUUGAGUUUAGGUAUGCUCAUGAAGCUGAUCACUACAAUGAUGUUAUUGUUGAAGAUGCUUCAGACUCCUCUGAUGAAGAAACUGAUUUCCAUUAUUCUGGAAUUGAUUAA
Messenger RNA from Helianthus annuus (common sunflower), 720 nucleotides. Its product is annotated as probable DNA-directed RNA polymerase subunit delta. The record is from RefSeq and is a predicted model, not a curated record. Lineage: Eukaryota; Viridiplantae; Streptophyta; Magnoliopsida; Asterales; Asteraceae. The transcript is spliced from 2 exons. Bases 1 to 720 code for a protein of 239 amino acids.